AUGGCCGUGGCCGCCGCCGCCCGCCGCGCUCUGUGCGCGCUGCUGCUGGGCCGGGGCCCGGCGCUGCCGCCCGCGCUGCGCCUGCCCCGGCCCCGGCCCGUCCCGGCCCCGGCCCCGGCCCCGCUCUCGGCACCGGCCUCGCUCCGCGCCGCCCUCCGCGCAUACAGCCAGGUCACGGAUGCUCCGUCCCACGAAGGUCGCCUGUCAGAGGAGAAGCCCGCCUCACCCAAGGCGGAGAGCGACACCGUCUACCUCAUCAGGGCAGAAGGAUUCCCGUUCUCGUGCACCGAGGAAGAUGUCCUUACCUUCUUUGAUAGCUGUAGAAUUCGGAACGGUGAGAACGGGAUACACUUCCUCUUAAACAGGGAUGGGAGGCGCAGGGGGGAUGCCUUGAUCGAGCUGGAGUCCAAAGCAGACGUGCAGAGAGCCCUGGAGAAGCACCUGAGGUACAUGGGCCCACGCUACGUGAAAGUGUUUGAGGUGCACGACAGCGACGUGGAGGGCUUGCUGCGCAGCCUGCGCGACGAGUCGCAGGCCAUGAGUGAGGGAGUGGUGCUGCUCCGAGGCCUCCCCUUCACCUCCACCGAGGAGGACAUUGCAGACUUCUUCUCAGGUCUAAAAAUCACAGACAUCGCUUUCAUUUACCGGGGAGACAGAAGAACAGGAGAAGCUUUUGUGCAGUUUGCCACUCCAGAAAUGGCAGCUAAGGCCCUGCUGCGGCACAGGGAAUAUAUGGGAAGCAGGUACAUAGAGGUGUACGUGAGCAGAAAGCACCAGAUGCAAAGGCACAUGCCCUACAGCAGGCAGCUGACAGCCUAUUCCAGGGCCAGAAGAGAGUAUGAGUCCAUCUCUGAAGACAGGGGCUGGAGAGACACUGCAGGCUCCCAUGCUGAAGAAGAAAUCAGUGAGUCCCUCCCUGUCAUGACAGGGAAGGAACAGAAAGCUCCAGGAACACUUCAGAGUCUGAGACUGCCUCAUCACCACCACAGCACUUUGGUCCACAUGAGGGGUUUUCCUUCCCAAGCUAGUGCCCAGGACAUAAUAAAUUUUUUUGCUCCACUGAGGCCCACGAGGAUCUUGGUGGAAUAUAACUCCCAUGGAGAUGCCACAGGAGAGGCAGAUGUGCAUUUUGAGAGCCACGAGGACGCAGUCGCAGCGAUGGCCAAGGAGGGGUCACAGAUGGAGUGCAGUGCCAUUGAAUUGUUCCUGAACAAACAUCCCAAGGGACAGGAGAACUGCUAGUGACAGCAGCACAGGUUUGGCCAGGCGAACACAUUCCGUGGAUAUGAGCGUGAAGAUCAGGUCCAUGUGUCACCAGUCAGCGAGGAGGACAAGCUAAGAUUAGAUCAGCCUUAUGUAAGAGCUUGUAAUAAAUGUGAUGGCUGUGGGGAGCUGCACCAGCUGCAGUGGGAAUGGCCAAGGCUCCAGGGUGGAGCAGUCCAGGGCUCCAGGUGCAUCAGGCUGCAUUAAUAAAACACCAGGAUUGCCAAUUAACAUCUGAGUGAUCUAAGACCUCACACAGGUGCACACUCUUGCUCUGAAUCCUCUCACACCUCAAGCCCAAGAGGAAUGGGAUGGAAAGACCACUCAGGAGGCAGGAUAUGAAUGAUCAAGUUUUUUUUUUUUGUGUGGAACAAAAUUAACAUCAGAAAACCUGUCCCCCCCAUUCCCAAGGUCCAGGUGUGAGCUCACCCUGGCAUCACACAGAAUACCUGAGCACAAAGGGAGCUGGCAGCCAGCAGAGUCCUGCUCCCACCUUCCAAAAGGCCAGGCCUAUGGCAGCCACCAGUGCUGGAGGGGCUCAGCCACCUUCCUGCUUCAUGGAGUUGAAUCCUCCAUUUCCAGUUUAAUGCUCCCUCUGCAUUGCCUGGGUCUUAUUUUCUCCUCUGGGGAUGAGUCACACUGCCUGGGUCUUAUUUUCUCCUCUGGGGAUGAGUCACACUGGGGUUGGGUGCAGGAGUUCACACUGCUGGAUGUGUACAGUAAGUACUCAAAACUAUUGACACUAAAUUCAGUGUUUUCUCCAUCCACCGCCUGUGUCUCACUCCUGAGAACUCAGGAAUUCACUUGAAUUCCAGGCUUUUGGUAUUUCAGCACUGUUUAGAACUCCUGCCAUACUUUAGGGGAUAUCAGCAAGGAAAUGGGUCAGGAAGCUGCCCUGAGGGGCAGAAGAGUAGAAGUUGGGUGGCUGAACAUCCCAAAUGCUAAAAGGAUGGAGGAGAGAUGAUUCCUGGUAGAAAGCAGUACCAACCAUGUCAGUACCUUGGCUCCAAGAGGCUUUUUAAUGUGGUUCCAGCCAAUCUAAUGACUAAGGAAUUAUUAACCACUACCCCCUAACAACAUCUGCCCAAACCCCAGUGCAUUUGUCACUGCAAUGCAUGUCUUUUCUAUGAGCUACAGGACAUUCUGUGGUCUCAGAGACUGCAGGAAGUGCCAGUAGGAACAGGAGUAAACACUCCUGUGAUACCAGAAAGCCACCACCGCUGUUUGGACUAGCAAAAUCCCUUGAGGGAACAAAGUAACAAAGAAUGAUGUGGCACAAACCACAAAACCUCUCUGAACUGUACGUGCAAUUAAAAUUUGUAACAGGUGAAAAGUGUCCCCACUUGGUUUUGAUCCAACAGAAAGUGAAAUGCCAAGUUUAUUGUAACAAUGUUUCUAUAUGCACAAGGCGGAGAGGUGGCUCCAAGUGGCCCUAAACCUCUGUGUGAUGGGGACUGGGCCCAGCCCCUAAAGCCCAGAGGGGGAACAGAACAUUCACAGCUUGGUUUGGGGUGUCCCUGUGCAGACUAAGCCCCUGGUCAAA
This is a messenger RNA of Camarhynchus parvulus, 2806 nucleotides long. It is a transcript of the gene GRSF1, whose product is annotated as G-rich RNA sequence binding factor 1. Gene Ontology annotation, molecular function: RNA binding. The coding region runs from base 1 to 1242 and encodes 413 amino acids. The transcript has 10 exons. The record is from RefSeq and is a predicted model, not a curated record. Gene Ontology annotation, cellular component: nucleoplasm; ribonucleoprotein complex. Lineage: Eukaryota; Metazoa; Chordata; Aves; Passeriformes; Thraupidae. Gene Ontology annotation, biological process: regulation of RNA splicing.